Messenger RNA from Varanus komodoensis (Komodo dragon), 1323 nucleotides. RefSeq names its product Fas apoptotic inhibitory molecule (gene FAIM). The transcript is spliced from 5 exons. The coding region runs from base 448 to 987 and encodes 179 amino acids. NCBI's taxonomy places the organism in Eukaryota, Metazoa, Chordata, Lepidosauria, Squamata, Varanidae. The record is from RefSeq and is a predicted model, not a curated record. Gene Ontology annotation, biological process: canonical NF-kappaB signal transduction; negative regulation of extrinsic apoptotic signaling pathway via death domain receptors; positive regulation of neurogenesis.
GGGCCCGACGAAGAAAAGCUCCGCGGGGCGGGGGCCGGCGACGGCCGCCCAGGUGCGUUGCCGUGGGGUGGACAGACGCGCGGGGCUCUUGCUCCGCUCGGCGCGUUCCCCUUCGCUGUCCUACUCCAGGCCCGUCCGCCAUUUUGGGAGCCGGGAUUAUAGGGAGAGAAGCGAUAACAAGCGGAGUAACGGUUUGGGAAGCCGUAAAGGGAUGAGGCCCAAGUAGACACGAAGCCGCUCUUCGCCUCCACCAUUUUAAUCUUCCUCCUUGUCGGCCUCGGAAGAAGCGGCUGUCUGAGCACUGCAAACUCGCCAUACCUACACGUAGGUUGUAGGUCCCCGCAUCUGUCCCAAGGAAGAGCCUGAAUUUCGGGAGGCCGGAAGGGAGAGGUGGGAGGUUUUGCCACCAGCCCACACGGCAGAUCUGACUACAGUUACCUGGACAGAAUGACAGACCUGGUGGCAAUCUGGGAAGUAGGGUUAAGUGAUGGCAUUCACAAAAUUGAAUUUGAACAUGGGACCACCUCAGGAAAACGGGUUGUGUAUGUAGACGGAAAGGAAAUAAUGAGAAAAGAAUGGAUGUUCAAGCUAGUGGGAAAAGAGACAUUUACUGUUGGAGCUGCCAAAACAAAGGCUACCAUUAACAUUGAUGCUGUCAGUGGCUUUGCAUAUGAAUAUACCUUGGAAAUUGAUGGAAAGAGCCUCAAAAAGUACAUGGAAAACAGGUCAAAAACAACAAAUACUUGGAUGGUACACCUGGAUGGUACAGAUUUCAGGGUUGUACUAGAAAAAGAUACAAUGGAUGUUUGGUGCAAUGGUAAAAAAGUGGAAACAGCGGGUGAAUUUGUAGAAGAUGGGACAGAAACGCAUUUCAGUAUUGGAAAACAUAACUGUUGCAUUAAAGCUAUCAGUAGUGGAAAGAGAAGGGAAGGAAUUAUUCAUAUGCUUAUUGUAGAUGAUGGAGAAAUUCCAGAAGCUUUGGAAUAGCUUUCAUGUGUUCUGACUUGUAGAUCAGGGAUUUUCAAUUACUGUGGUAAUUGACAACUUAUUAUGUACUUCUUUGUACAUCUAGUUUGUGCUGUUUUUAUUCUCUAGUUACUGUAUAUGAAAUUUCUUGGAGGACCAGAUGAGAAUGUAAACCUAUGUACAAUCUCAAACAUUCCUAGUUAUUUUGUAAAUUAUAUAUAUGGACACAGGAACUUUGAAUAAAUUGUUUAUAUGAAAAAUUUUAAUAAAAAGUGCAGAAUAACAGUGGAUUGUGUUCAUUUAACAGUUAGAGUAUUUUAUUCUUUUCAAAUUCUCUAAGUAUGCUGCCUAUGUUCA